Saccostrea cuccullata (small rock oyster) is the source of this 1328-nucleotide messenger RNA. Its product is annotated as demethylmenaquinone methyltransferase-like. Gene Ontology annotation, molecular function: S-adenosylmethionine-dependent methyltransferase activity. Bases 383 to 1213 code for a protein of 276 amino acids. The record is from RefSeq and is a predicted model, not a curated record. The transcript is spliced from 4 exons. Lineage: Eukaryota; Metazoa; Mollusca; Bivalvia; Ostreida; Ostreidae.
AUUUUACAAUAGUCAGCUUUAAAUUAGGCUUUAAUAAGAUAUGUAUAUUUAAUAAAUAUAUUAUCUAUCUACAGAAACUGUAGCGUCAUGGUUUUAUGUAUAAUCUUUCACCAUAGACCAAAAUAUAAAAUCAUAACGCUGUACAGUUUCUGCAGCUAUCAGGGGUCCCGAGUCAACAUGUCAAUGUGUUUAUACUCAGUACCCAGAACAUUGAAUGUUAUGCAGCAAUAAGUUGCAGCAAACGAGGUCAUUAUAAUUACAUGUAUAUAAACAUAUCAACCGUAGAGAAAAUACGUCUUUACUUUUUCGUGUUGAGGGAACAAAAUAAGCUGGAGUUGGUGUAAGUCACGGAUAUUAGUCCACAAGUCAGUCAGUUUUGACGAUGAGUAAUAUAACAGAUUACAAUGAGGUUUGUAAGACGUACGACAAGGGAAGACGAGCAGCGGGCGCCUUUGUCCUUAAAUCCCUAAUGGAGAAUUUUACUGGAAAGAGCAUUCAUGACAUGGAUAUUCUGGACGCUGGCUGUGGGACAGGUAAUUAUGCGAGUUAUUUCCUGGACCAAGAACCCCGCAGCUUGACUCUUGUUGACGCCAGUGAAGGGAUGCUUAGCGUAGCCAGAUGGAAAUUACAAUCCCAAAAUCUGAAGUCCAAGCUUAGCUUCCAAACAGGAGUGCUUCCUAUUAUUCCUUUUGAAGAUAAUUCUUUUGACAGCGUUAUGAUAAAUAUGGUACUACAUCAUUUAGAGAUAAAUCCUGAUGGGAAAACGUAUCCAAACACAGCAAAAACGAUGAAAGAAGUUUUUCGAGUUUUAAAACCAAGAGGCGUGUUGACUGUUACCACUGCAACUCCUGAGCAAGUAGAGGCCCACUGGUUUGGUCAUUUGGUUCCAGGGCCAUUGAAACAAUACGCCAAGAAAUUCCCAUAUCAUAAGCAGAUGAAGGACAUAUUGACCGAGGCGGGGCUAACACUGAAGGCGGCUCUCAACACGUUAACUACAGAUUAUCACCCCGGACACAGUAACUUGGAGGGACCGUUACAAGAAGAUUGGAGGAAGGAUUUGUCAUUUUGGGACACGUGCUCUGAGACCGAAAUUCAAGACAUGAUACAGAGAGUGCAGAAAAUGAAGGAGGAAGGAACUCUGCGUGACUUUUAUGACACUCACGAGAAAACUCACAUAUACGGGGCAUUGCAGAUCCUUGCCGCACAAAAAUAAAUGUUUGAGUUGAGCUACUUGUAAUAAUUUGUCGAUGAGCAUGCAUUAUAAUAUACUCUGAAAAAAAGUGAAUUAAUUGGCAUAUUGUAUAAUAAAUACACGAUUUAUAUUUAAA